Messenger RNA from Vicia villosa (hairy vetch), 477 nucleotides. RefSeq lists its product as uncharacterized. Bases 1 to 477 code for a protein of 158 amino acids. Lineage: Eukaryota; Viridiplantae; Streptophyta; Magnoliopsida; Fabales; Fabaceae. The record is from RefSeq and is a predicted model, not a curated record. The transcript has 2 exons.
AUGGUGGUUCACCUAGUUCCUAUUACUACUCUCAUUGUAAAGAAGGCUCAACUCACGGUAGAAUUCGUGAAAGAUUAUUAUAUAGCACGUGGAACAGUGAAACUUGUCAACUCUAUAACAAACCUUUUCAUGAUUCAACCACGUUUUCAUAAUGUGCUUGAUCACAUAAUUCCACCGACAUAUGAGAAAGAUGUCGCCGCUGCCGCAACUGUAAAAAACAAUGACAUCGAUCUCUGGAAUCGCCUUGAUGCGGUCGUGUUGCAAUGGAUGUAUGCUACUGUUACACAAGAUAUUCUCAAUUCUAUUCUUGUGAUUAAUGACACAUCUAAACAAUGUUGGAAAUGUAUUGCAGUGUUAUUUCAUGACAACAAACACUCGAGAGCUGUCCAACUCAAGAGCCGGUUCAACAAUACCAACUUGGAGGAUUUUCCUUCAACAAAGGCUUAUUUCAACCACCUAAAACUUUUGGCGGAUUAA